Molecule: messenger RNA, 4118 nt
Organism: Pteropus alecto (black flying fox)
Lineage: Eukaryota; Metazoa; Chordata; Mammalia; Chiroptera; Pteropodidae
Gene: POM121L12
Product: POM121 transmembrane nucleoporin like 12
Exons: 5
Coding region: 2984-3775 (263 amino acids)
Source: RefSeq, a predicted model, not a curated record
GACACCGAUGGAGAGGCGGAGCCACGGAGUAGAGUACGGACGCAAAAGACGUAACAGGAGGGGGCGUGGUCGUAGUCCACAUACGUACUGUGAACGUGUGGGCGCUGCCCGUGCGUGGGGCGUGGCUUUGCCGCUCUGAGGGACGCCCAGAAGACGGUCUAGCCGGAAAAUGGGUUGGGCCCAGGCUUCGGAGGGCAGGGGCGGGACCAAGCUAGCGCGCAGGUGCGUGACCGCCGCUGGAGGCCCGGAGAGACGGCAGCAGAGUUGCCACUGGGGACCGUGGCCGGGGCGGGGCAUUCGGAUUGUUGCAGACUUGGGUCGGGCCAACGGGGGCGUGACGUGCAUGAGUGAAGUGACGUGACUCGGCGUGACGACGUAGCAAGACGGAGGGGGCGUAACCAAGAUGGCCGCGCGCAUGAACCUCUGAUUUCGGUAACGGGUGGAGGAGUUCUCGUUCUGGGUAAGGUCCGGCGGGGAUAUGGAGUGCGGGAGGCAGGAGGGCUUAUGUUACCAGAGGGAACAGGGACCCUCCCCUACACACGGCCACGCGAUGCGAUGGGUACCGGAGCCGGGACAGCUGUUGGCCCGGCGAGGACGGCCACAGUCCAGGCGUCACUUCAAUGAAGAAUGGUGGGGAGGGGGCAGGAAGUCGCCCCUUCCCGACUCUACCUCUGUUUCUCCAUUCUGGGGGUCACUAGACAUCUACACCUCCUUAGGGCUCUGUCCAUCUAAAGGUAGAAUAGCUGUCUCAAGUAAUUUGACUGCUGAGGGGGUUGCAGUUCCAGAAACCAAGACGCAGCAAGCUGGGACUCAAACUGCAUUGUUGAUCUCUCUCCUGACAAUGCCAGACGCUAUGGACAGAUUCAAAGCCACCCUCCGGGCAGGAGGUCAGCAGCAUACCUGUGCCAUGUAGACAGCUCAGAGCCUUCUCUACUCCACAAUUCUUUCUUCUAUUCUUUUUCUUUUCUGCCCCGCUUGGGAGCUGGAGGGAAAAACCCUACAAAAUACGAACGUCGUUGGUGGCUAUGAUUGUUUGUGGCAUGAGUUUAAAGCUACUGCCCUGAGGAUGCCGGAACUAGUUAUUUAUCAGUGUAAUUGCCUCUCGUUAGUUUUGCUGAGAAAGUUUGAGAAAUAUGGGGAGAUAACGAAGCUGUGUACACCUUAAUUUGGGUAGGAUUUAAUCUCUGUCAGACAUUGAAAACCACAUUACUUCAUGUUUUCCUUUUAUCCUUUAUUAACAAUCUCAUCAUCUCCAUUUUGCUAUUUAAAAGUCUUACUGGAACAUGGAGAUAAGUCAGAAAUCUCUGGUGAGAAAACCUGCCCCACACCCUACCCAUAAGCUGCACCUGCACAUUCCACAGACAGGUCACUGUUCUCAGCCUGCAUUGGAGUCUACAGUAAACUGAGGUUAACCUGACUUACCCUCCUUUUUGGCCUCUGGUAAAGAACUGCAGUGUUCUUGAAUGUUUUGGAAGUGAAAACUUUUCAGCUUUCUAGGGCUUUCCUCUUUCAUUCAGAAAUUGUAAACUCGGUACUAGGACUGAAAUUCACCUGAAGGCCCAAAGCAGCAACGGUGAGUAGGAAUUAUCUAGGCACGAGGGAGGGAGAGUCGUCCAGGGAAAAAGGAGUAUCUGCCCGGGCUGGAGAGAGGAUCCACAGUUGAACGAAUUAAAGUCCAUGUGGCUGGUGUUCAGGCUGGAGCUGGAAGUGGACGUGACAGACAGUAAAUGAGCCUAUCAUCCUCGAGUGAUCACUGAGCUUGAGGAACUAGAGUGGAUAAACUAUGGACACUCAUUUAUAUCCACUCCUCGCCCCGAUGUUGACUAAUACUCAAUGUUUCGUCCUCCUCACAGGUUGCCACGUGAUCGUCGGUUUCUACUGUUACAGCUGUUCCUCCUCUAUCCUCCUGCCUCUAGGUUAUUAGGUUCCUGCAAGUUCUUUGGGAACUGAUCAACACUUCAAGCCAAAGAUGGCGGUGAUGAAUAGCCUGAGAGCCAUCCUUCAAGCUUCUCCAUGCAGAUUGCUGUGGAGAAGGUUCCAGAUUCCGAGGCCCAUGCCAGCGAGGCCCUGCAGCCUCUACACCUGCACUUACAAAACGCGGAACCGAACCCAAAGUGAAACCCAAGGAGGUUAAGUCACACAACUAGCAACUGGAGAACCGGAUCGAAAAUCUGGGGACCACACUGUUCACAGGCCUCUGAGCUCCUGCAGGCUCCACGAGUGCAGGCCUCCCGCCAGCUCCCUACUUUGGCCCACUCUGGAGGCUGAGUGUUUUAAGGGGGCCCAGGAUUUGACAUAAUCAGCUACACAAACAUCAUAAAGAGCUACAAAAAUGGGUGGAUGCUGUGCCCCCAAUUCAGGACGCCCGUGUGGAAUUUGGGUCAUUCGACCCUUCCUGCCUGAUGCCAAGCUGCCCGGAUUACUGGACUUACUCAGGAUCCCUGACCACGCCGCCUCUCUCCGAGUCCGUCACCUGGAUCAUUAAGAAGCAGCCCGUCGAGGUCGAUCAUGAUCAGACGUCAAAGCGCUCCUAGGCCCCUCUGCCCGGAGCUCCGUGCUGGCACAGCAGGAAGCUGGAGGUUCCCCUCGCCUCAAGAGCAGGGGGCAUCUGGUGAGGUGCCGGUGGGCGUGGGGCGCUGGCCUGGCGCGUGUACAACCCGGUGCCCGGACAGUUCCAGUGCGCAGUCGCCCCUCCUCCUGACCUUGCGCACAGACGCCCCACGCGCUGUCCUUGUACCUGGAAGCCCCACCUGCUGACCUUGCGCGCAGACGCUACACGCUGUCCUUGCGCCCAAACGACCCACGCGCUGUCCUUGCAUCCGGACGCCCCGCGCGCUGUCCUUGCAUCCGGACGCCCCGCGCGCUGUCCUUGCGCCGGAAUAGCAACGGUAAGCCUACCCCUGCACCCUUCGCGUCCGCACACAGCAGGACCGUCUGGGAGCCGAGUCCCCCUCGAAGGUCCCGCUCCUGCCGCACCGCGAUCAUGGGCAGCUACCUGAGCAGAGGCAAGGCCACGCUGCCGCCCUCCGCUGGGGCGCGCCAGUCCCCACCGCCCAGGCCCGCCGGCCAGCAGCGGGACUGCGAUCAGUGCCGAGACAUUCACGUCCACCUGAAAUGCAAGGUCUGCAACCAGCCCCUGCCCACCACGCCGCCCAGCCAGAACUACACCCGGUGCCGCAGGGCGAUGGUGCCCGAGGCUUGGAGGCGCUUUCCCAGCAGGCCGCCUCUCUGGUCCUUCACGGGGCCCGAUUUUUCCAGCAACGAGAAGGCUUUCAUGAGGCAGUGGCUCCGGAAUGCCCGCAACCCCCAGCGUAUCCGCAGCCCGGUGAUCGUGACGAUCGCCCCUCCCGAGCGCAAAGGGAGCCUCUACAGGUGUGCACCCGUCCAGGAGCUCCCAGACCCCUGUGCCAGGGAGACCGUGCUGAAGGCCCUCAGCCAGUGCAAGAAAGGAAGGAAGAAGUUCGACGGGCCACUCUGGUUCGAGAUCCCCGGCGCCACGAGCAGAGACCUGAGCCCGGAGCGCAGGCCGUCUGCCUUCAAGCCCGUGCGGAAAAACGGAGAGACCCUUCCCUUUGUGCCCAGGCCUGGGCCUCUGAGAAGAGUGUCUGAGAGGACACCGACCUGCGAACUGACUGCCACCCUCCCUGAGCCGCCCCCGUCUGCCGCUCAACCUGCUGAAAGGACACCACCAGCGCAGGCCACAGUCACAGCCUUGGCUGGGGAGCUGAGAGCAGAUCAGCACUCGGCGGGCCCUGAUGUCCCCCCGGUGUCCUAAGAGUCAAGGCCCCGCCACCACCACCUUCUGAGACUCAAACCCACAGUCCUUUUGCCGUAGGGAGCACUGCUCUAUCCUGGCAUGAGUCGCUGACACCACCAGGUCACCUCCCACCACUCCAGCUGGCAGGUCUGUUAAACCCGGGACCCCCUCCUCUUAGCCUGCAGAGCCCACUGCAGACACUGGGCUGAGAGCGAACUCUGCCUGCCUUCCGCCCACCCACCCUGCCUUUUCCCCAGGAGCACACUGAUCAUGAAGUGCCUCACCCCUCACCCCCCAGCCCAGUUUGUAUAGUUCAAAGUUGGUUCGUAUUUUAAAUAAUAAAGGCAGCGUUAUUAUUGUG